Messenger RNA from Cannabis sativa, 1709 nucleotides. Its product is annotated as DNA-dependent metalloprotease WSS1. The transcript is spliced from 6 exons. Lineage: Eukaryota; Viridiplantae; Streptophyta; Magnoliopsida; Rosales; Cannabaceae. The record is from RefSeq and is a predicted model, not a curated record. The coding region runs from base 352 to 1443 and encodes 363 amino acids.
GACAAACAAAUAAAUGGUGAUUCCCUUUUGAAAGCACCCAAUAUAAAUAAUGAAUAUUUAGAAUGAAAUUUGAAAACCAAGCAGCGUCCCUCUUUCCUCUUCUUCCUCGGCCAAUUCAUCGGCCCCUAGUAUACGACGACGACGAGGGUUUCAUCAUCUUCUCUACAUCACAACCGGAAUCCUCACUCCCCGGCGACGCUCACCGUCUCCGCCUUCUUCUCCGCCACCGUCUGAUUAACACCACAACGCCAUUCAUUAGCGGCUGAAACUCUUUCUAUUCUCUAAUUUCGGAUCUUAAGAUAAUUCUCCAAACUAUUGUUAUCUCAUAAUUUUCUUUCGGUACUCGGAGCAAUGAAUGUGGGUGACCUUCACAAGGUUUGGGAAAUCAAAGCCUUGAAAAAGCCAGGGGAGGAAGAAGCCAGGAAGAUUCUUGAGAAUGUGGCCAAACAGGUCCAACCCAUUAUGCGUAACCACAAAUGGCGUGUCAAACUUCUUACUGAGUUUUGCCCCAAAAAUCCGUCUCUUCUCGGAUUGAAUGUAGGAGGAGGUAUUCAAGUAAAGUUGAGGCUUCGAAGGCCAAAUAGAGACUGGGAUUUCUUCCCCUUUGAUCAAAUUCUUGAUACCAUGCUUCAUGAGCUUUGCCACAAUGCUCAUGGCCCUCAUAAUGCUAGCUUCUACAAGCUUUGGGAUGAACUUAGAAAGGAAUGCGAGGACCUCAUGUCCAAGGGAAUAUCUGGCACAGGUCAAGGGUUUGAUCUUCCUGGGAGGCGGUUAGGUGGGUUUACCCGCCAACCACCUCUUUCUUCACUUCGUUCAAGUGCACUUUCUGCUGCAGAAAAGAGAAACCGAAUGAAUUCUCUUCUACCAUCUGGACCAAAGCGUCUUGGUGGAGAUAGCACAAUUAUGGUUGCACUUAGUCCAAUACAAGCUGCUGCUAUGGCUGCAGAAAGGAGAUUUCAAGACGAAAUAUGGUGUGGAUCUGCGUCUUGUGAUGCUUCCGAGUCUGGAGAAGGUAGCUCUGAUAAUCCAGCAGGAAUCUCAAAGGUUGAUAGCACUAAUAGUGCUUAUGCCUCAGACUCAAUCUCUCGAAAAAGGAGUCGCGAAUCCAAUAACUUUCCCUCAGCUCAACCUCCUAAUUUUAUAGAUUUAUCUGAUGCUUCACCAUCCGAAUCCAUACGUGAUCUCAAUUCAGACAAUAACAGACAAGAAACUACUAUGUGGGGGUGUGAAACAUGCACUUUGCUGAAUCCACCAUUGGCUCCAAUAUGCGAGAUAUGCGGGACACCGAAGCCAAGGGACACGAGUAACAAACACAAACUCUGGUCCUGUAAAUUCUGUACUUUGGAAAAUAGUGUGAAAUUGGAUAAAUGCUCAGCAUGUAGUCAGUGGAGAUACUCAAAUGGUCCACCUGUGGCAACCCUACCGCCUAACCUCGGCACCUAAAAUGGUAAAGUCCCCACUCUUUUCGGUUCCUUAAAACUGUAAUUUUCCAAGUUGGCAAAGAAUCUUCUUUUUACUAUCUGGGAGUUGCAUUCUCCUGUAUCAUUCUUAUACUACUUGUGAAUAUAAUGUAAAUAAAUAUUGAUUGAUGAAACUCACAGCCAAGUAAAGAAAAUUUGUAUGGAUUCUUCCACAUCAUCUUCUCUGCAAUUUUCAACUGUUAACUGAAAUAUCAGAUAUGCUUUUUUUGGUUUUGGGUUAAGAUAUAA